Messenger RNA from Rotaria socialis, 834 nucleotides. NCBI's taxonomy places the organism in Eukaryota, Metazoa, Rotifera, Eurotatoria, Philodinida, Philodinidae. The record is from the annotation of a GenBank genome assembly.
AUGGCGGCAACAAAAUCGGAAAAGACUUUAGACGAGGCUGAAAAAGUAGUUCAAGCCAAACAUGAUUUAACCGAGUCUAUUAAUCAACAACAAAUAUUUCCUGAUCGAUUUUCAUCUCCAACUAAGCGUCUGGUACUUCUUUUAACUGGCUCAUUUAAUCCAAUAACUAUAGCACAUUUACGCAUGCUUGAAUUAGCUCGAGAUUAUUAUCAUCGUCAAUCAAUUCAAGUUAUUGAAGGAAUUGUAUCUCCAGUAAGCGAUAACUAUGAUAAACCCGGUCUAGCGAAAGCAAAUUAUCGGAUUGAAAUGAUUCAAGCAGCCAUACGUGAUAAUCAUUGGCUUCGUAUGGAUAGUUGGGAAGCUGAACAGACAUCUUGGACGCGAACAAAAUUAGUGCUCGAUCAUCAUUACGAAGAAAUUAAAAAACGAUUUGGUGAAAAUACGGAACUUCGUUUACUAUCAGGUGCUGACGUUGCACGUUCUAUGCUAAGCCCAACUAUUUGGCUGCCACAAGAUAUCGAUUCUAUAAUGACAAAGUAUGGCCUUGCUUGCAUAAGCCGUUUGAGUGCUCCACAACCUGGUCAAAAUACUGCAGCUGUGUCAGAUGUUAAAGAAGGAAUGCCUGAUCUAUGGAAACAACAUAUUGAUAUUAUUCAGGAUUGGGUUAUUAAUGAUAUAUCAGCUACAAACAUACGCGCUAGAUUAGAAGAGGGAUGUAGCGUUAAAUAUAUCGUACCGGAUGCUACAAUCGAAAUAAUUCGUCGACAUGGUUUAUACAAUUCAAAUAAAUCUAUAUGCUUAGCUGAUUGGCCAAUUGAAAACCAAAAACAAUAA